Papilio machaon (common yellow swallowtail) is the source of this 1017-nucleotide messenger RNA. RefSeq names its product coiled-coil domain-containing protein 12. The record is from RefSeq and is a predicted model, not a curated record. Gene Ontology annotation, cellular component: post-mRNA release spliceosomal complex; U2-type spliceosomal complex. The transcript is spliced from 3 exons. The coding region runs from base 157 to 639 and encodes 160 amino acids. Lineage: Eukaryota; Metazoa; Arthropoda; Insecta; Lepidoptera; Papilionidae.
CAGUAGAAAAAUAUUUUGUUUUCUUCUUAUGCUGAAAUUCUCGUAAAUAUUUAUCGUCUUACGAAAAAACUGAAGUAAUAAAGGAGAAUAAAAACUUUAUAGUACCUAUAAAUAUUAAAUUCGAGUAGGAAUCCGAAUAACCCUUCAAAACGUAUUAUGGUGAUACUAGAUACAAUGGAAAAUGUUGGUAGUUUAGAAGAACAAGCAUUGAAGAGAAAAGAAAGGUUAAAGAAUUUGAAAAGAAAACAUCCUUCGGACGAGAACUCAUCAACAAAUACUUCCAAUGCAGAAGCGGUUGUACUUCCAAAGCCCAAAUUCAGGAGUUACAGACCUCAAGAUGAAACAUUACAGGAAGCUAAGCUAGAUGAUGCUCAACCAGCUGUUGUUGAUAAUGAAGUAAAAGAUUUGCUUGAAGCGGGAAAAGAAAAGGUUGUAUUACAAGAUCUAGAUAUUUCAAGUCUAGCCCCGAGGAAACCCGAUUGGGAUCUGAAGCGGGAUGUGGCAAAGAAAUUAGAAAAGCUGGAGAGAAGAACUCAAAAGGCGAUAGCCGAAUUAAUUUGGGAGAGACUGAAGGAUGGUGCAGAGGAUAAUUUAGGAGCUCUGGUGACAAUGACUAAUAAAGUACCUGAUGAGGAGUAAUUUUAGCAGAUUGAUUUUUCUGGAAUAUAGUCAUUUUACGUGAUUUAAUGAAUAAUAUUUGUAAAACAAAGGAACAUUAGUAAGUAAGAACUAGGUUUUUCUAAAUUUAUUUCUUUGGGUUUUUGUCCCAUAUAAGACCUCACAGAAAUAGAACCGUUCCCAAUAUUUAGAGUUUAGGCAAUGGGCUGUCUUAGUACAGCAGUGUUCGAAAAUGGAUAGGUUAGAAUAGUAUGAAUUUGGCUAACAUUGGUUUAAUGUUAAAUAUCAAAAAACUGUAACCUUUAUGUACAAUAACCUAAAUUUUAUUAGGUUAACUAAAGGCUUGAUGCAUUCAAACUAUAUGAAUGGUUGAAUUGUUGAAAACUUUUUUUUUAAAUA